Molecule: messenger RNA, 2105 nt
Organism: Linum tenue
Lineage: Eukaryota; Viridiplantae; Streptophyta; Magnoliopsida; Malpighiales; Linaceae
Source: the annotation of a GenBank genome assembly
UUUUUCUUUUCUUUUCCGUUUCCUCUCAUUUUCUUCUCUUCAUCUUCAUCAAUUCCGUCACCGGGCGUAGAAUUAAAUGCUCUCAGACACCAUUAACGGCUCUCCAUUUCCUCUUCCGUAACAGUAAUGCGAUCUUCUUCCAUCACCAUCACCGAUUACCUUCCCCAUUCGCUCUCAACGCCACCACCCGGAAACCCUGAACAAAGCCGACGCCGACUCGAUUGAAUUCUGACCGGAGAGAGAGAGGAUGGGGUUCUUCAGUAUGAUCUUCGGCUUCGUCGGCUUCGGAGUCGGGAUUUCGACGGGCAUUGUGAUCGGUUACUUCCUCUUCAUCCACUCCGUUCCAAGCGAUGUCAAGGAUCCUGAGAUUCGUCCGUUAGCUGAGCAAGACGACGAGACUCUCCAGCGGAUGUUUCCUGAGAUUCCACCUUGGGUGAAAAAUCCUGACCACGAACGUAUUGAUUGGUUGAACAAGUUUAUUGAGUAUAUGUGGCCUUACCUGGAUAAGGCCAUUUGCAAGACCGUUCAGGAAAUCGCAAAGCCGAUAAUCGCAGAGCAGAUUCCAAAAUACAAGAUAGACUCUGUCGAAUUCGAAACACUUACACUCGGGUCGCUGCCACCAACUUUUCAAGGAAUGAAAGUUUAUGUGACUGAUGAGAAGGAGUUGAUAAUGGAGCCAUGCAUCAAGUGGGCUGGAAACCCUAAUGUCCUUGUUGCUGUUAAAGCAUUUGGAUUGAAAGCAACAGCUCAAGUUUUGGAUCUGCAAGUUUUUGCUUCUCCCCGUAUAACUCUGAAACCCUUGGUUCCUAGCUUCCCCUGCUUUGCCAAUAUCUACGUUUCCCUAAUGGAGAAGCCUCAUGUGGACUUUGGACUCAAGCUUGUGGGAGCUGAUCUUAUGUCAAUUCCAGGAGUCUACAGACUUGUUCAGGAGAUAAUCAAAGAUCAGGUUGCAAACAUGUACCUGUGGCCUAAAACCUUGGGAAUUCAAGUCCUAGAUGCAAACAGAGCCUUGAAGAGGCCUGUUGGAAUCCUGACAGUGAAAGUCCUGAGAGCAAUGAGGCUAAAGAAGAAAGACCUACUCGGUGCAUCAGACCCAUAUGUGAAACUGAAGUUAUCUGAGGAUAAGGUACCAUCCAAGAAGACCACAGUAAGGCACAAGAACUUGAACCCGGAAUGGAACGAGGAGUUCAGCAUGACCGUUCGGGAUCCCGAGACCCAGGCUCUUGAGCUCCAUGUGUAUGACUGGGAGCAGGUUGGCAAGCAUGACAAGAUGGGGAUGAACCUAGUCCCCCUGAAGGACAUUCCACCAGAAGAGACCAAAGUCAUGACACUCGACCUACUAAAAACCAUGGAUCUGAACGACCCCCAGAACGAAAAAUCGAGAGGCCAGAUCGUCGUUGAACUUACUUACAAGCCAUUUAAGGAAGAGGAAAUGCCCAGUACCUUUGAGGAGAUGCAGACCGUGGAGAAGCCGCCAGAGGGAACUCCUGCUGGUGGAGGAUUGCUUGUGGUCAUAGUUCAUGAAGCUCAAGAUGUUGAGGGAAAACAUCACACCAAUCCCUGUGUCAGAAUUACUUUCAAAGGAGAGGAGAAAAGAACCAAGCCAAUAAAGAAGUGCAGAGAUCCAAGGUGGGAGGAGGAGUUCCAGUUUAUGCUGGAAGAACCUCCAACCAAUGAGAAGCUGCACGUAGAAGUUACGAGUAGUUCUAAGCGGAUGGGCAUGCUUCAUCCGAAGGUAUAUAUACAUAGAUUCGUCGUCAAGGAAUGUUUGGGGUAUACGGUGAUCAAUCUGGCAGAUGUCGUGCACAACAAGAGGAUCAACGAGAAGUAUCAUCUUAUAGACUCGAAGAAUGGGAAGCUUCAGCUGGAGUUGCAGUGGAGAGCUGCUGCUCAGUGAUGUUUCUUUGUUCUCUUCUCUUCUCAUAACUAUACUUUUGUUUUUAUGGGUUUGCGAUACCGAUGAUGAUAGGAAUACGGUUUAUUUUUAUGAAUGAUAGGAAUACUUUUAGAAUCGAAUGGAAAUUCCAUUUUUUUCCAUUUUUGGCACUAUGUAAAGCGGACACAGAAACAUAUACUAAUAAAAAGAUGGAGAAGGGAUUUGCGUA